Molecule: messenger RNA, 7345 nt
Organism: Aethalodelphis obliquidens (Pacific white-sided dolphin)
Lineage: Eukaryota; Metazoa; Chordata; Mammalia; Artiodactyla; Delphinidae
Gene: GNL1
Product: G protein nucleolar 1
Exons: 12
Coding region: 980-2800 (606 amino acids)
Molecular function (GO): GTPase activity; GTP binding
Source: RefSeq, a predicted model, not a curated record
GCCUCCCUCAGUCUCUGCCAGGCAUGGCAGCAAUCUCAAACCUUUCCUUUGCUGCGUUUCUAUAAACGCUGUAGAAAAAGUUGCUCGCUCCUCCCCUCGCUGAAAAAACCCUACAGCCGGCUCCUCAUAGUGUGCCAUAGAGUCGACAGGCUCUCGGGCCAGAAGGCCUGAGAAAACACGGCUGUCGCACCCUAAGAUCGCCACAUCCGGUUCCCGGUUUCUAUGGUAACAGCUGCAGGCACAACUUCGUGCCCUAUGACCUCCUUCCAAAAAUCCUUGUUCCACCUGGGUUUCCCUCCUCGGCCGCGCGCUUGCACUUAGGUGCUGCUUACCAUCGUUCCCACGAGGAAUUUGGGUCCCAGCAGGGCGGUGCCCAGGGCUCUCCAGACCACCACUCGCCCCUCAAGACCUCUCACCCUGUCCCCAGUGUAGCCCAUCAACUUGGCUUCCUUCCCGGGACGCGCAGUCGCGACUUUCCUCUAAGGUCCAGCCGGAGGAUUUGUAAAGUAGGUUCUGCGCGUCCACGCCCCUUUAUCCCGCAGGUGGUAGGACCCGCCCUCCGCUCCACCGCCCCCUCCAGGUGAGUGGUAGCUUCUCCCCGGCUCGCAAGGUAGUGAUGACACGCGUCCCCCCUCCUCCAAACGCGAUUUGGUAGCGUCCGUGACGAAGUUAGCCCGACCCUCCCACGCGCGCCUCCUUCCUAGCCGCUGCUGCGCCCUCUCAGCUCCACUGGCUCUCACGUGCGGGUAGUCCACCCCGCAUCCUCUCGCCUCGCUCCCAGUGGAAAGUGACUGUAUUUCCCCCUGGUUGCCUUCCACCCGGGCUGCCUGGGCGCAUCGGCCUGGUCCGCCCGCUGACGUCACCUUCCAGUCCCGCCCCCUCCAGUGUCCCGGGCCCUUGCGGCGGGGGCUGGCUCGGGGGGAGUCAGUUGAGGCGGCUGGAGCUCGGCGAAGGGCGGGCCAGGUGACUGGUCCGGGCCAUGCCGAGGAAGAAGCCUUUCAGCGUGAAGCAGAAGAAGAAGCAGUUGCAGGACAAGCGGGAGCGGAAGCGAGGGCUUCAAGAUGGGCUGCGAUCCAGUUCCAACAGCCGCAGCGGGAGCCGGGAGCGGCGGGAGGAGCAGACCGACACCUCGGACGGGGAGUCUGUGACCCAACAAAUCCGCAGGCUCAACCAGCAGCCUUCCCAGGGGCUGGGCCCACGAGGCUAUGACCCAAAUCGAUACCGGCUGCAUUUUGAACGAGACAGCCGGGAGGAGGUGGAGAGGAGAAAGAGAGCAGCCCGGGAGCAAGUGCUACAGCCCGUCAGUGCUGAGCUGCUGGUGCUGGACAUCUGGGAGGUCUAUCAGCCCGGCUCCGUCCUGGACUUUCCCCGACGUCCUCCUUGGAGCUAUGAGAUGUCCAAGGAGCAACUGAUGAGCCAGGAGGAACGGAGCUUCCAGGAGUAUCUUGGGAAGAUUCAUGGGGCUUACACCUCUGAGAAACUCAGCUACUUUGAGCACAAUCUGGAGACGUGGAGGCAGCUGUGGCGAGUAUUAGAGAUGUCUGACAUUGUUCUGCUAAUUACUGAUAUCCGACAUCCAGUUGUGAAUUUCCCACCAGCAUUUUACGAGUACGUGACUGGAGAGCUAGGGCUGGCCCUGGUGCUGGUCCUGAACAAGGUGGAUCUGGCCCCGCCGGCUCUCGUGGUUGCCUGGAAGCAUUAUUUCCAUCAACACUAUCCCCAGCUCCACAUUGUUCUUUUCACCUCUUUUCCUCGGGAUCCCUGCACCCCACAGGACCCUAGCAGUGUCUUGAAGAAGAGUCGGAGGCGGGGGAGAGGAUGGACUCGGGCUCUGGGGCCGGAGCAGCUGCUGAGAGCCUGUGAAGCUAUCACUGCGGGGAAAGUGGACCUGAGCAGCUGGCGGGAGAAGAUUGCCCGGGAUGUGGCUGGAGCCACCUGGGGUAAUGGCUCUGGGGAGGAGGAGGAAGAGGAGGACGGGCCGGCCGUCCUGGUGGAGCAGCAGACUGACUCAGCGAUGGAGCCAACAGGCCCCAUACGGGAGCGCUACAAGGACGGGGUGGUGACCAUCGGCUGUGUGGGUUUCCCCAAUGUGGGCAAGUCCUCGCUGAUCAACGGGCUGGUGGGGCGGAAGGUCGUGAGUGUCUCUAGAACCCCGGGCCACACCCGAUACUUUCAGACCUACUUUCUCACCCCCUCCGUGAAGCUCUGUGAUUGUCCAGGCCUCAUAUUCCCCUCGCUUCUGCCCAGGCAGUUGCAGGUCCUGGCAGGGGUCUACCCCAUCGCCCAAAUCCAGGAGCCAUACACUGCCGUGGGCUACCUGGCCUCCCGGAUCCCUGUGCAGGCCCUGCUCCACCUGCGCCACCCAGAGGCCGAGGACCCCUCCGCGGAACACCCGUGGUGUGCCUGGGACAUCUGUGAAGCCUGGGCAGAGAAACGUGGUUACAAGACAGCCAAGGCGGCCCGAAAUGAUGUGUACAGAGCGGCCAAUAGCCUCCUGCGGCUGGCACUGGAUGGCCGCCUCAGCCUGUGUUUUCAGCCCCCAGGCUACAGCGAGCAGAAAGGCACCUGGGAGUCCCACCCAGAGACCAUGGAGCUGGUGGUUUUGCAGGGCAGGGUGGGGCCCGCAGGUGACGAGGAGGAGGAGGAGGAAGAGCUGAGCAGCUCCUGUGAGGAGGAGGGAGAGGAGGACCGGGACGCGGAUGAGGAGGGGGAAGGGGAUGAGGACACCCCAACCUCAGCCCCAGGGUCCAGCCUGGCCGCCCGAAACCCCUACGCCCUGCUGGGCGAGGACGAGUGCUGAGUCCCUGCCCUGCGCCAUCUCCCCCCCCGCCCCACCCGUAUCUUUGCUUUUGGACUGACCUGGGGGUCUCUCCCGUCUGCCACCCCAAUUGUGAAUAAAGAUUGUCUGCUUUGUAGCCCCUUCCCCAGAUGGACUGCGGUGAGAGCAGCUGUCUCAGGCUGACAGCUGUGGGAGGCUCCGCUGCUUUUCUCCCUUCUUUUUUCGUGCAUUCUCUCUGCAAAGGAAGAGUCCUCUUAGGAGUUAAUUCAGUGGGUUCUAAGGCCUGAAACCCGCUUCCUCUGCUCACACUCCCACUUGCACCUUAGGAACCCCAUCAUCAACAUGGGGAGGGGAGGUCACUUCAGGCUUUUGAGGCCUGGUCUAAAUUCAGCCCCCUUUGGGAAUUUGUGUCAGUCCCUCUGGGAUUGGAGCAGCCCCCUGUGCCCCCCCCCUCAGCUGUCAGACCUGGUUAUUCGAGGAGCUUCUGGGAGAAGAAGCAGUAAGAGAAGAUGUCACAGCUGAUGUCUCCAGGUGAGAUAUUUAUAGGAUUUAUUCCAAUUCAACAAAUAUUUAUUGAGGUCUGACUGUGUGUCUGGACUUAUGCUAAGCACUGAACAUAUAAAGCUGCACAAACACGCCUGACCUAAAUAUACUGCCUGGUCGUGGUCAAGACCCCAUUAAUCAGGCACCUAGCUUUUUGGAUUAAGAUGGGGGUAUAAUGUCCUCCAAAUCCUUAGGGCUCAUAUAGUAUAACUCUAGAACUUCCUGUUGAUGGAGGUAUUUAGUUAAGACUCGAUGCUUGUGAAAAUGUUACUUAAACGUGUAUGAGUAGUCUUGAUUAGUGGCAAAAAAGUAGCAUGCACGUUUAUGAUUUGAGCAGAAGAGCCCUUUGAGUGUAGUGUCAAGUUUAACUAGUUAAAAGCCUGUAACACUAGGGGGUACUAGAUUCAUAGGGGAGGGCACAGAGCCAGCUUCCUGAAUCCCACUUACCCGGGUUUGAGAUGGAGCCAAGGAGACCCGGUGCAGGUUCUUAGCUGGCUUACAGUGUCAGGCACAUCUCCGCAGGGGUCAGGUCUCUUGUGAGUCAGGGCACUUUAGGCCUUGCUGUACUUCUCCCUUGUCAAGCAAGCAGCUGGACUCCCAGAUUUAAUUCUUGGAGAAAAGGAAGAAUGGGCUUUGGUUUAUUGACUGCCACAAUGUUGUCUGGGUUGGGUGGUAGCAAAAAGUGUUGUUUGAUAGGUUAGCCAUUAGGUGUAGGGGUGAGGAGAAGAGGACGUACCAGAUUCUUCUCUUCACUCUAAAGCAUUCUAUUCAGGUUCUGGGUCUUGGGCCAGUUUCUGUAAUUCCAGCAGAGACCCUGUCACCCCAGGAGCAAAAGAGGCUGAGGUGUUUGGGCCACACAUUUCCUCCAGUUCCCUCCUCCACUGGUCCCAGUGAGGGCAUACAUCCUGGAAUUUGCACUCCAAUGCAAAGUUUAAGUACUACCAGCAUGUGAAUAUGCGUGAGGGUUGCCCAAAAUGUGCCGUAAAAGAGAAAAAGUUUCAGUGGAGAGAAAAACCCACCUGUCUCCCAUCUUGGGCUUUUUACCCUCAGGGAUGGGUCUUUUGAUGGAAGAAAGAGGACCCCAACUCAGCAUCCUUUGAAGGUUCAUGAUGAUCAGGGAAGCUCAGGGGACUUCUCUGCUGCUAGAGAUGGGUUGGGGAUGUUGGAAUCAUCUCAAAAAGUGGAGAAAAGAAAAAUCAGAAUUCUGUUUGUACCCCUGCCUCUGUGCUGCUUCUCUUCACUGUCAUUUAUCUUUUGCUCUCAUGAGUUUCACCAGAGGCAUUUGGGAGAUCUGGGGGUGGGGGUGAAAGUUGAGACCUGGUGCUGGAGGGGAAGCUGAGAAGGGGGAUUUUCAUGCUGAAGACCUGAAAGGAAGCAACUCUAACAUCCCCAAGGGGCCAGACUGUAAAUGAUUCUUCCCAGGCCCCUGUCAAUACUCACUCUGUAGGAAAGUAACACUGGGAGAAGCACUAUCUUAGCAACAAAUAGAUUUGGGAGGAGAAGGGUAUAUAAUAACUGAAGACCACUGCCUGAGGCUGAGCUUGAAACUGACUAAAAGGGACAAAGGAAACCAGGGGUCCAGUCUCCCCUCCAUGAUGAAAUACCCAGGACCCCUGUCCUCACGCCCCUCCUGGGUCACAUCCACUAUGGAGACACUUGACCAUGGAGGUCUUGGGCUGUGGGAGUUCCCACAGUUCCUGGCCAGUCUCUUGAUGGUGAGAAACUAGUGCUUCUCAUUCAUGCUGGAAUUCCAUUUAGAUGCUGAACAACUUCUUCCGAGCUUCCAUUUUUCUAGACUGAGUUCCAGUCCUGGUUCUGGGACAAGGUAGCUGUGUGUGGUCCAGAGUAGUUCAAUUAUCUGGGCCUCUGUUUCUUUAUUUCUCAUUAUCAUUGAUAUAGUCAGCGAAAUUGGUUGAAAACAAUGUGCGUCAGGCAUGCUGAAUUCUGGGACAAAAAAAUUGAGUAAGGCAUAGACCCUACCCUCCAAGAAUAGAACAGCCAGACACUAAUACAGUAAUUCCAUAGCAUAUGUAAAUUAUAAAAGAAUUGCUGUAAAUGAGUCUAUUGAGUUGUAACUAAGUAAGGUGGGUAGAACUAUAAUCACCCCAAGGAUUCAUUCACCAAUCGAACGUUUGUCCAUUUGUCAAGUAAUUACUAUUUGCCAGUCACUGCUAAGUGGUAAGUGACAUAGAAAUGGUCCUUUGUGGAGCUCACAAUUUAUUGGACUAUGGAAGCAAUUAAAUAGAUAAUUACCAAAAAAGUGUGAUAAGUGCUGUGAGAAGGGUGGAACAGGGUCCUGUGGGAUAGUGGUGGCUUCAUAUAGAAGGGUCUUGUGAUGCUGGUCAGAAAGGAGUGGAGGACAGGGCUGGGAGCUGUGAUUGUAUAGCAAGUUAUAUAAGACAGAGAAGAUCAGUGGUCUGUGGUAAAGAAUUGCUAUGGGAACACCCAGCAGGGGCCAGUCUUGGUGAGUCAGAGGAAGCCUCCUAGAGGAACAGAGGUCCAAGCUGAGGCCUGAAAACUGAGCAGGAGUAAGCCAGGCAUUGAGAGGGAAAGAGCAUUCCUGAGGGGACAGCAAAGGGCAAGGAACAGCACGUAACAAUUUUGGAAGACUAACUCGUUCAGCAUGGCUGGGGCAGAGGGUUCAAGGGAGAAGUGGCGAAAGGUGAAGCUGGAGAGGCUUGGGUCAGCUCUCACUGGGCCUUGUCAACCAUGCUAAAGAUUAAGGCUUUAUCCAGAGGAGCACUGAGACCAAGAAGGAGAGAUUUGUGCCUUAGGUCACUUUGAUUGGAGUGUGGAGACUGGUUUGGAAAGGGGAGAGAGAUCAGAGGCUUUUGCAGAGAUCCCAGAGAAAGAAUGGAAACCGGAAUUAAGGGUUUUGGGGGAAGAGAGGUGUGGCUGCACACAGAGAUUUGGGUGUCAGUAACAUAUAGGUGGGAGGAGGGUAACUGAGAUCAUCCACAGAAAGUGUGUAGUGUGAGAAGAGAAGAGGGCUGAGGAAGGACAUGGAGAAUAUAAAAGGGAAGGCAGGGAAAGAGGAACCAGCAGACAGGAUAAAACCUAGGAAGUGUGGUGCAUUGAAAGCUUAGGGAAGGAGGAAGGAAGGGCGCAGUGCAGAAUGCUGCUGAGGAUUGAUGACAAGAAUGAAGAGUGUCCACUGGAUUUAGUAAAAAGCCUUGCUGAUCUUGGUGGGAGCAGUUCCAUUGGACAGAUGAGGUCAGAAUUCCCAGAUGUCAGGGGAUUGAGGAAUAAUUUGGAGGAAUGAAGUGGAAGCAGUGGAGAAAAGGAUAUAAUUUUCAAGAAGUUUGGUUGUGUUUGCAAUGAGAGAAAAACGGAGAGAGCAAAGUAUAUAAAAUCGAGGAAAACAGUUUUUUAAAGUUUUGAACAUUUUCACAGGCUGUUUAGAAGGGUCAAGUGGAGGAGGAAAGGUUGAAAAUGCAGGAAAGUGGGGAUUAGUGAUGGAACAAGCCCUGGAGAGCAGGCGGGGGUGGCACUGACAGUCCCGGUGCAGGGAUUACCCUCCCGCAGGAGCCUGGUGGCUUCUGUCGUAAUAGGAGGAAACAGCGCUGACAUUCAGCCGGUUUGCACUGGUACUGCUCAACCAGUUGUUAAAACACUUCUGUACCAGUUAGUAAGUAGUAUAAGAGUAACUGCAAUAAGCAGUAAAAAUAAUUAAUAAAAAUUAUAAUAUGAACUCAUCAGUUCAAGUAAUUAAGAGAUUGCGACAGCCAUUGGUAAAUGGGCUUCCCGCUGCACCUGAGACGCUUUGCAGCGCCAUCUGCCGGUGGAGCAUCAUCACUGCAGGCUGAGCGGCUGCUUUGAGCCUUAUUAAAUAAAUUCUUUAAAAUUACCUGUCUAAAUUAUCUUUGAAUUAUGGAGUUGCUAUUGCUUCUAAGUAGUUUAGCUUCUACUUUGAUUUUAUUGCUAGUUCAUUGUCACUCUUGUGUCCGUAGUAAACUGCAGUGUUUUAAUAUUUACAAAUUCAAGAAUUUUUAAUAAAAUAUUAAAGCCAAACUUGAAUAAAGA